CAGAGUUAAAAACAGGAUUGUGUCAGAGAGUUUCCAGUGGUGACACACAAACAUGUUCCUUUUUUUUGGCUGUACGGACAUCAGUUGUCUCAUUUUACAUUUCUCCCCACACCACCAUUUGAUGGCCCAAUGUUUACUUAUUGUGGAUUGUGGGCAAGGGUACACCCUUAGUUGUCCCCAUAAUGAAGGCCUGUCCUGCCAAACAGGAAAUCUUUGUUAGGAGUCAGUCUUUACCACCAUUGCCAGAGUUGGAAAUUGUUGUGGAACAAAAAACAUGCAGGCAGAAAAAGUUACCUCAAACUGUAGAAUGCAUGCCAAAAAUACAGUUUUUGACCUUGUUUGAUGUAUUUCUGUCUGCCUUUUAGGAUCAUGAUAGCCUACCUUGCUAAGUUCGAUUUUCGAAGUGAAAUACAAACUUAAAAUAUUAUAUCAAAGUUCAAAGGCAAUACAGGACGAUGGCGUACGCCUGUCAGUAGCAUGCCAUGGAAGUUGACAGCAUGUCUCCUAGUAAAGCCGGCCCUCAAAUGUCUGUCUGCCAUGAGAAAUGUCUUGCCAGAGGUCUGAAGCUUAGAACCUUAGCAAAAAUUUAUAUUUUCCUCUGAAAAAUCGGAAAAUAAGCAAACCAGAUGCUGUAUCAUCCUAGUUUAUAUUUCCUUACACAAAAAGUGAGCAGCAUUCAGUUUUUUAUUGAAUUUUUAUUGUGUGUAUGUAAUCAUACUGUAUGUGUUUGUAAGUCCAUGCAGGUAUGAAUGUGUAGCUUGGGUUAAGUAUGUGGCCUGAGUUAUUUUUAAUCACAGACAUAUUCCGUACAGUAUCUGUUGCUAAGACUCCCCUCUUUGACGCCAGCAUGUGCGUGCUGUGUGCUCUGACUGAUAAAACAACAUUAAAUCACUAACACUCCAUUAAAUCAUUUAUCCAUUUUCACUUUAAACUCAAAUGAUGACGUGAAGGUAGUGACACAGACAUUAAACCUGUGUUGACACAGUUAAAAGGUUUUACUGGUAUAUGUAGCCUACCUACUAGUUUUGAACACACUCUGGUUUUUCUAACUCUAAAAUCGCUGUUACCGUGCAACAGCUUUCACAGUGAUCUACAUUACUUAUGGAGAGUGCCGCAAGAGCUGAGCUUGUCUGCAACCACACAGAUGCAUGGGACUGGGUUUAUACCAUGCAGCCUGCCUACAUGUCCAUUAUCUGCCUUCUUGGAGUGAUUGGCAACACAUUUGUGCUUUGUGUGUUCUGUCUCCAGAAGCGGCGCAGCUCUGUGGCUGACAUCUACCUGAGCAACCUGGCAGCAGCUGAUCUCCUCAUGGUUUCUUGCCUGCCGUUCUGGGUAGCAACCAUUAUCAACAAGUUCCACUGGAGUUUUGGGGAGCCCAUGUGCCAGCUUAUCAGCAUUGUCAUUGGGAUGAAUUAUUAUUGCAGUGUGCUGUUCCUUACGCUUGUGAGCGUGGACAGAUACCUGGCCCUUACUAGACCCCUAACCCAGGGGCGGGAGAGACGGGCCUUCUGGGCACGUGGGAUUUGCUUCAGCAUCUGGGUUGCUGGGGUCUUGCUCAGCUUCCCUGCUAUCCUCUUCCGCUCCGUCCAGUUCUUCCCUCAUCUAGGCAUUGAUGCAUGCUACCUAGAAUAUCCGCAUGAAGGCUGGAGACUGCGCUACAACAUGACUGUCAGCACAGUAGGCUUCCUUAUCCCUGUUCCCAUUGUGUCCUUCUGUAGUUACCACAUCACUAAAGCUCUUCGGAGUAGCCAGAAGGUGAGAAAUGGCAGCAGAGGCAGUGUGGAAAGAAAGGCGGCGUACCUUGUUCUCGUUGUUCUGGCUGUGUUCAUUCUCUGCUGGCUGCCCUACCAGGUUCUGAUCUUCUUGGACACCUUGGAUCAUUAUGAAGUCGUCACUGGAUGUACUUGGGCGUACGUGUUGGACAUUGGAAACCAGUUGGCUACCUACCUUGGAUAUAGUAACAGCUCAUUGAAUCCUUUCCUGUACGUGAUUGUGGGGAAGCAGUUUAAGCUGAGGGCAAGGGAAGUGUUUAGGUUAGUGCUGUACAGAAGGAAAAGGCAAAGGGGGAUGUCCGGUCUUUCCAAUGCCAAUAGCAACUCAACUAAACAAACUGAGAGUACUAAAAUCUAAAUCUACCUACACACAAAGACAAAACAGUUGUUAAAUAAAUCAGUUUAUUUUACAUGCAAAUAGUGUAUUUUAUAUAGACUCACACAAUUACUUAUUAACUUAUGGCCACUUAAAGGAAUAGACAUUGACAUUUUGUGAAAAAUGCUUAUUCGCUUUCUUCACGAGAGUUAAAUGAGUUGUGAACACCACUCUCAUGUCUGUAGGUUAAACAUGAAGCUACAGCCAGCAGCUGAUUAGCUUAACUUAGCAUAAAGACUGGAAAGACUGGAAAACAGAGGUUGUGAGGUGACAGAAUUGACCUGCCAGUACCUCUAAACCGCACAAAUGAACAUAUUAUAUCUUGUUUGUUACUAUGUUACUAUGUAGAAAAACCAAAGAAUUGUCUGGCUCAUAACCCCCUUAGAACCAUACUAUGUAGUUAUUUAAAUUUUGGCACAAAUUAAAUAAAUGUGAUAUAACGUGCUGAUUAGUGAUCUUAGAGAUGAUGGUUCCCUGAUUUUGUUACCUUUGACCAGAGUCAGGCUUGCUGUUUCCCCCUGUUUCCAGUCUUUAUGCUAAGCUAAACUAACCAGCUUCAUAUUUACCAUGAAGACAUGAGAGUGGUAUCAAUCUUCUGUAAGUGAUCUUUUGUAAUGAAAAAUCAUUUUAGACUUUCUGUAUUCAGAUUUUUGGAAUGAUAUUUUUGGCAAGAAUUGUAGUGUAGUUUGUCAAUGUUGAACUUGAUGUCAUAUGAUUAUGAUUUUUGUAAACAGUAGUUUCCUUUCAGAGCAGUUCCACUUCUGUUCGCUAAACAAAGGCUAAAGCUUAAUUUGGGGGGCUGCACUUUCUAUUUCUAUAGCAACUGUCAGGAAGCAGACGAUGAAGUUUGUUUUCUUGAGAAACUUCACGUGUUGAAACUGGCUCUUCAACUGAUAACAAAAUAUUUGAAGUGAUGAAUCCAUCAUGUUUGUGUAUUAGCCUGCCACUGUACUGUACUGUAUGUGAAGAGUGAAAUAUAACGUAUAAGCUUCUGCACUAUCCACUAAUAAAAAAUAGAGUGAAUCAUAUAUCAACCACAGCAUUUCAAUUUCAUAAGACAAAGUGUC
Messenger RNA from Perca fluviatilis (European perch), 3215 nucleotides. RefSeq names its product B2 bradykinin receptor-like. The coding region runs from base 1102 to 2130 and encodes 342 amino acids. The record is from RefSeq and is a predicted model, not a curated record. Gene Ontology annotation, molecular function: bradykinin receptor activity. The transcript has a single exon. Gene Ontology annotation, cellular component: membrane. NCBI's taxonomy places the organism in Eukaryota, Metazoa, Chordata, Actinopteri, Perciformes, Percidae. Gene Ontology annotation, biological process: immune response; G protein-coupled receptor signaling pathway; vasoconstriction.